AUGUGGAUUCAUAAUGGGGAGGGAAGAAGCAUGUCCCGUCUGUCUCUAACACGGUCCCCAGUUUCUCCUCUGGCUGCUCAAGGAAUUCCUCUCCCAGCUCAACUCACCAAGUCGAACGCUCCCGUGCACAUCGAUGUAGGAGGACACAUGUACACCAGCAGCCUGGCUACCUUGACAAAAUAUCCAGAUUCCAGAAUAAGUCGUCUGUUUAAUGGCACAGAGCCUAUUGUCUUGGACAGUUUAAAACAACAUUAUUUCAUUGAUCGAGAUGGUGAAAUUUUCAGAUAUAUAUUAAGCUUCCUAAGGACAUCCAAGCUACUGCUCCCAGAUGACUUUAAGGACUUUAAUCUUUUAUAUGAAGAAGCAAAGUAUUACCAGCUGCAGCCAAUGAUUAAGGAACUUGAGCGAUGGAAACAAGAGAAAGAACAAAGGAAACAUUUCCAGCCUUGUGACUGCUUGGUCGUAAGAGUGACUCCAGAUCUGGGGGAAAGAAUUGCAUUGAGUGGGGAGAAAGCUUUAAUAGAAGAGAUCUUCCCAGAGACUGGGGACGUCAUGUGCAACUCCGUAAACGCAGGCUGGAACCAGGACCCUACCCACGUUAUUAGGUUUCCUUUGAACGGAUACUGCCGGUUGAAUUCAGUGCAGGUGCUUGAAAGAUUAUUUCAGAAGGGAUUUAACGUGGCAGCUUCAUGCGGUGGUGGGGUGGAUUCCUCUCAGUUCAGCGAAUACGUGCUGUGUCGCGAAGACAGACGACCACAACCUACCCCAACAAUCAGAAUAAAACAGGAGCCCCUGGACUAG
Messenger RNA from Egretta garzetta (little egret), 801 nucleotides. RefSeq names its product potassium channel tetramerization domain containing 15 (gene KCTD15). Gene Ontology annotation, biological process: protein homooligomerization. Gene Ontology annotation, molecular function: protein binding. Lineage: Eukaryota; Metazoa; Chordata; Aves; Pelecaniformes; Ardeidae. The record is from RefSeq and is a predicted model, not a curated record. The coding region runs from base 1 to 801 and encodes 266 amino acids. The transcript is spliced from 5 exons.